GAAUUAAUUAUGACUGUUCAAAAUGGGCUGUUCAUUUAAUUGGACAAUAUUGUAUCUCAGUUUAUUGGUUUGGGGUGCAGUUCAAAGUCAGAACUGCGCGGCGCAAAGAUAUCAAGUUGAUAAUCUGGAUCCUAACUCUGGUUCAUCAAGGUCUCAAUUGAUGAAUACGCUCCUAACAGUUGCUGCUGCAAAUGGAGUACUACCCGAAUUGCUACCAGUUAUCCAACCAUCACUACCUGAAUCCAAGGAUACGCCGAAAACGUUGAAUUUGAUCCAAUUGUCACCAAAUCAGAGAUCUGAAGAGCCACCAGUUAGGAAACCCGUAGCACCGAGUAAUCAACCUAUUGUAACACCAUUAAGAGCAACGCCUUACCCAUUUUAUAAUAUACCACUACAGACGACAUUCACGCCUAGACUGACACCAUCCCCUGUGGUGCCAGCAUCUCAGACUGUAGAAAGUCCAUACCAAGUUCCACCAAGCGCCGGUAUUCAAGCAAUACCCGCGACCUGGAAAGCGAACAGAUCCGAUUGGCUCCAAGAACCGCCCAUGCCUGCAAAUCUGCAAAUCACUCCACCAGCAUUUAUAGCAAACGAGAGGAAAGAAGAAAUGCCAGCUCAGUUUCCAAUUGAUUAUGAUUCUCCACCCAUGAACCUGCAAAUCAAUUUACCAUCUCAAAAUCCACCUCAAAUUACUGUGGUUUCUGCGUCUCCUCGUGCACCAGAGGCUUUGCCAAGUCCCUAUCCAUACCACCCUCCCAUCAUUAUCGACAGAGGAGACUCUUUAAACUCCAUAUUGCCGAUAAUGUUGGUUGCCUUGAUAGCCAACGACAGAGAUAAUUGUGGGUGCAACUGCUGCUGUCCCUGUUCCAAGAAUGUGGUACCGAUACCUUAUCCUAUUCCAUUUCCUGUAAACAGUCCUGUUGUCACAAAUUCUAGAUCUAAUAAAUCCAGCAAUGAUGACGACAAAGAGCGAUAGGUAUAUAUUUAUUAAUUUUUAUUAAAUUAUAUA
Messenger RNA from Pieris rapae (cabbage white), 1009 nucleotides. RefSeq names its product vegetative cell wall protein gp1-like. Bases 23 to 976 code for a protein of 317 amino acids. The transcript has 2 exons. The record is from RefSeq and is a predicted model, not a curated record. Lineage: Eukaryota; Metazoa; Arthropoda; Insecta; Lepidoptera; Pieridae.